Messenger RNA from Geodia barretti, 1035 nucleotides. The record is from the annotation of a GenBank genome assembly. Lineage: Eukaryota; Metazoa; Porifera; Demospongiae; Tetractinellida; Geodiidae.
AUGCACGAUUUCGAGGACACGGCACGACGCGCGUUGACUGCGGCCCGCGCCGGCGCGAAGGUCUUGGUCGUUCGCAACACCGUCGACCACGCGGUGAAGACUCAACAGGCUUUGGAAGAGCGGGCUGAGGCGGGUGACGCCGGACUCCUGUUCGAUGUCGAGGGCAUACCGACGCUCCAGACGCUCCAUCACGGGCGCUUCGCCGCCUGCGACCGUGCGCUGCUCGACAAGCGAAUAGAAAACCUGCUUGGGAAGGAACGGCAGCCCGGCGGCCGCGUCGUCGUCGGAACCCAGACGCUCGAACAGUCCCUCGACAUCGACGCCGACCUGCUCAUAACCGACCUGUCCCCCGUCGACGUCCUCCUCCAGCGCAUCGGCCGCCUCCACCGACACAAGAACAACAACCCGAACCGGCCACGCGACUACGCCAAGCCGACCUGCGUCGUCCUGACGCCCCCGGACGGCCUAGCACCGCUGCUCAAGAGCGGGCAAAACCCCAACGGACUCGGUCCGCAUGGUGGCGUGUACGGGAGCCUCAGCAUACUCGAGGCCACGCGGCGGCUGAUCGACGAACAUCCCGAAUGGCGCAUCCCGGAGAUGAACCGCCUCCUCGUCGAGCGCGCGACCCACCCCGAAGCGCUGAACGCCAUCACCGAGGAAAUGGGCGAGGACUGGAAAGAACACGCCAUCAAAACCGAGGGCGGCGAGAUAGCGGACAAGCAGCACGCCCGCGGUCACACCGUCAAGCGCGACAAGUCGUUCUUCCAUGACAAUCGAGAUGUACUAUUCGUGAGCGACGAAGAAAAAAUACGGACGCGCCUCGGCGACGACCGGAUCGACAUAGCCCUCGACCCUCCUCAGCCCAGCCCGUUCGACGCCUUGAACAGCAUCGACAAGCUGGCGGUCUCGGUACGCUGGCUGCCGGACGGGGACGCGCCCGAGUCCGUAACCCCAUCCCCGACAGACGGCGGCUUCACGUUCGCAAUCGGCGACCGCCGCUUCGUGUACGACCGUUUGGGGCUUCGUCGCGCAUAG